Puccinia graminis f. sp. tritici CRL 75-36-700-3 is the source of this 4563-nucleotide messenger RNA. RefSeq lists its product as uncharacterized. The record is from RefSeq and is a predicted model, not a curated record. The coding region runs from base 1 to 4563 and encodes 1520 amino acids. Lineage: Eukaryota; Fungi; Basidiomycota; Pucciniomycetes; Pucciniales; Pucciniaceae. The transcript is spliced from 5 exons.
AUGAACAAUCAACAACAACCGAGUCCAGAGUCAGACUCGGACGCCACUGGUUCCUCAGAGGGGGUUGACUAUUAUCUCCAAAUGUACUUUGGGCAGUCCUACGACGGAUUAUCGGCGCUAGGACACCGAGCACCGCCGGGGAUCGCUGAGGAGGGUGGUCUGGAUGGUGCGAUCGGGGAUGGCCAUCGGAUGAAGCUGGAUGCUGAGCUUGCUUCGAUCCUCUUUGGGGCCGAGGAUGGCGCGGACUGCAAAUUCCCGUCGGUGGACUCCAGCGAUCUCAGCCCCGCCGCACACGAUCGGCUCACCCGGGAAGCACCGCCGGCAGCGGUAGAGUGCUCGUCAGCCGGCCGAUGGAACCCGGACAGCUCCCAGCAAGAUCUCGUAGUAAAGGGGCAGCAGCCGAGCCAGGACGACGACCAGCUCAGGAAUAUCCAUCAAGCCUGUCUCGAGCAGAGCCAGGCUGCUGACGAGCCAGAAGUGCCGGGUGGAACAAUCAGCAGCGGUAGGACGAGGACGAGCGGAUCAUCGGAGGAUGGAAAACAAGAGAAAGUAACUCAGACUCAGCAGACUCAGACUCAGACUCAGACUGGCUUGGCCGGAGAUUCAUCCAAGCAGGAGAGCAGUCCUAUAUCAUACCACAACUUCAACAACAACAAAUUUCCCACCAAAUUCCAUCAGGACCACUUCAACCCAUUCCUAUCAUCCUCCACAUCCACCUCAUCCUCGUCUUCAUCAAUCCUCAAGAACAACAACAACAAUAAUAAUAAUAAAAAUACUCACAGUAAUCAUAAUAAAUUCCAUAGCUAUUUUCCUACCACCGAGUACACAACCAGCCUCAGCAGUACUGGCGGUAGUGGUACUACCAUCAAGGAUGACGAUACUCACAUCAAAGAUUUGAAGACAACAUCUUCCACCAAUCUCCUCAACCAUCCAAUCUCAUCCGCCAUCUCAAUCUCACCCGAUGUUCCUUAUCAGUUCACCCCACACCAUCUUCAUCCAACCCAUUCCUUAGAUACAACAAAAUUCGACUCUCCAUUCAAAUUUAACCACCAUCCACUCAGUCCCUCCUUCGACCUCCUCCAUCAGAUGAACACCUCUUCUCAUCCUCAUCCCCAGCCAACAAAAACAAUUCCACUCGAUCUCUCCCAGUUCUGGUCUAGCUUCACACCCUCCUCGGCUCAGAUCGAUUCAGCCAAGUCAACCGAUCAGAUAGUCACUGAGGACGAGGACAGACAGCAGCCCAUCGAGCUGGAAUUUAGCCACUUGGUAGCUGAGGAACAAUGCGCUACACUAGCCAAUGGCGAUUCCUCCUCCCAGUCUAUUUUGAAAAGCUCCCCAAAGAGCUCGGGCGACUUUAGCAAAGCGUUUAUCCCGGCCGAUCCGUUGUCUUCCUUAUAUGCAACCACCGAUCCCGGAACCUCUUUAUAUCCUCCACCUAUCUCAACCUUCCAGGAGCUUCGCGAUUUCAAUGAUAACUUUCACAAUUUGAUCAAUUCUUUUGACCUCUUCUCACCCUCAGCCUCAUCGACUCGGCACUCAGUCUCCUCUGCGGUUCAUCCUCCGCCUCCUUCGGCACCCUUCUUGAGUACCACCGCCUCAGCUAGUAUCCAAUCAACACCAGCCGUCGAUCCUACCUUUGGCUCUCAAACUCAAACUUCCCCAUCGGUUGACCAUCUUGCCCAUCAUAAAUUUGAAUCGUCCCUCUCAUCAACCUCCCCAUUGCCUUCCCCCGCUAGUCUCUCUUACCCAUCAGUGCCCACCCCUCAAUCCGCUAACCGAGAUCAGUUUCCCCCCGGUUCGGAGGUCGCCCACCCGAAUUACCACAAAAACAAUCUGCUCAUCAAUCGAUCGGCGUCCUACAGUGCACUCAACAAAUCAAUCACCGCAGCCGCUGAGGUGCCCACCGAAGUUGAACUAGCCAUCCCUCGUCUUGACCAAUUGAACCUUUCAGAACCUUACCCGGAUGACCUCAAAUUAUUGCUCAUUGGACUCCAAGCCGAAGGCGCUAAAACCCGAGUGGAAACCCAAAUCAAACUCACACUGGUCCUCGUCACUGGCGACGGGGCCUCGAUCGAUCAAAAUGGUAACCUGUCAACCCCAACGCAACACAGCCUUUCACGUCUAGGAAAUUGGUCUCACAUCAAGCUUCCAGUUUACUCGGCCAUCAAACGGAAGAGUAAGAAGCUCAUCAAGACAGGAAUCCCCCCGGAGGAAACGCUUUUCUUGGACGUCGCUGUUGUCCGAGAAAGCGAACCACACGAGGAGAUCUAUUGCUGCUCCAAUUGCCAAGUUCGCGAGCAAAAAAGACUCCAGCGAAAGAGAGAUGCUCGGGUCAGGCCUGCCCAAGAGAUCGAAAGUGACGAGGCUGAACAAUCGAUCAGACCGGAAGACGAGAAACGGAAAAUCGUGGUCUUCAACUGUGGCCAGUACGUCAGUUUCGACUCCGGAGAAGUUACGCUACCCACCCGGAUCACUUGUUAUUGCCGUCAUCAUCGCGAAAAAAAGGGUUUCCGCGUCAAGAUUACCUUGCGUGACCACAACAAUCGCUUUGUGGCAACCUCUACGACUCCCGCCAUAAUGAUCACUGACGAUCACAAAGCAGUGGCUGCUGCAGCUAAGGCCAAAUCAGGAUCUGACGCCGAAGACAGUCAAACACGUACUCGACCAAUCCGAAAGCUUCCUAAUGCUGGCCCUGGGACAAGUGCAUCAGGUACCCAUCGCACAAAGAGAAAGUCGUUUGUGGCUUCGAUUGACUCUACAUCUAAUAAUCAGCUAGCGUCUACACCAAUCCAAGAUAAUGGUAGCUUUGACUCUACCGCCGGGUGGACGGCGUCGGCAAGUGCCACCCCAAAUGAGAAUACGACAUACCUACAUUCUCAGCUGCAGGGAAGCUCACAAUCAACCUCCACGAAAUGUAAACGCAAGGCUCCUGAUGAACUGAAUCUCCGCGUGAAUGUUGGAAGAAGGACAGGAUCGCAUCAAACGGCUACAAACAAUCACCUGGUUGGGCCUCGCGAUGCUUCAUUAGCCCAUCAGAAUUUGGAGUUUGGCCCCGAUUACCAAGUUAUCGCCCCCUCAGGAUCAUCUCGCUCCUUUGAAGAAUGCGGGCUUCAGUUAGCGGAUCAAUCCCGUUCAAGAUCCUAUGACCGUAGUAUAUCGAUGCCCAUGUCUAUACCACCGCCUGAUACGCAACAAGCUGAUUCCGCAUCAAAGUGCCAGUGGAAAGAUUGUUCAUCCAUUCCACAGCAGUCAUACCCUGAUCAGAACUUAUGUUUUGCACGUCCGGAGGUUAAGCCCACUUUAUCCAUUGACGUUGAGAUGAAGGACUCGAGCGUAAACGCACAUAGUACCUCACAGCCAGCAGAUAACCCCCCUCAAUCCAUGACCAGAAAUGAUGAGGCCAAGUCGAACGACUAUCCCGCUUCUUCAGAUCUUGCUGAAAUGUUGCACUCCAAUUCCCAGUCUCGAUCCUCUGAGCUCUCUGGUAAAGGUGGCCAUGCUCACUCAGCAAUCCAGCCGUAUCAAAAUGGUUAUAGUGGCCCUCAUCCAAGUUGCUCGACAACAACUUCCUCGCCGGAUCAUACACGUACAUGUCCGUUUGACUCUCAAAUUGCUACCCCCACACCCACAGGCUCUUCGGAUGCCAGUCCUAAAUCUUCGAUCGAUUUACAAGGAUACGAUCUCCAAGCAAAAUGUUCUAUCUCUACAAGUCGAUCAAGCUCGAUUGUAUGCACUCAAAGCAGAGGCGGCAGUGAUGGUAGCAGUAAUAUCAGUGACGUAGAUCGCACCAUAUGCAUCUUACCAACCCAAUCAGAGAAUUCUCCAGACCAGCAACCCGCUGAUCAAAUCGACACUCAUUCCAACCACCUUAACGAUGUCUCACAGACUGGUUCUCCGGCUGGAAACUCUCCAAUGUGCGUAUUGGGAAGUGCACUAUCGAAUUGGAACGUCCUGUCGAAUAUUUUGCCACCAAAUUUAGUCACAGGCGCGAGUCCCAAGUCUUUGUCGGCCGAGGUUCCAACCAAGUCGCAGCAAGGAUCAGUUAGCAUCGAACCCACGCGAAAUACCAAUCGAUCACAAGGAACUGGGAUGGAUGCGAAAGAUUCGCGGGCUAGAAUCAGGAAGCUGGUGCCCAAUAAAGGGCCGGUCGAAGGCGGGAUCGAGAUUACGAUUCUCGGGGAGAAUUUUGACCGAGAGCUUCGGGUGGAUUUCGGAGGCUUAGGCGGGCCGAUCCGGCCGGAGUUCUGGUCGGCCAACACGCUCGUCUGCACCCUUCCGCCGGCCGCCGGGCCGGGGCCCUGCGAGGUCGUCCUCGUCGACGGCGACGGCCCAAUACGGGUCGACGACGCGUCCGCCCUGGGCAGACAGUUCAGAUACGUCUGCACGGCCGACCAACGGCUCAUGGAACUCGCCUUGCAGGUCGUCGGCUUGAAAAUGACCGGCCAGGUCCAGGACGCACUCCACUUUGCUCGCAAAAUCGUCGUCGAAACUAACGAGCUCGACGGCUUCGAUCCUUCUGCUUCCAGCCAUUUUCCUGCUCUCGUUGAUCACGAAAGAGAUUAA